UCAAAACUAAUGUUUAUCUAGAUCUACUAUAACAUGGGACUUUGGAUAAACGAUAUUAUUUCAAUCUUCUUCUUUGCAAAUAUUUUUUUUUUUUUCUGUGGUGAAAAAAAUGGCAUCUACAAGUGCUUUUACAGCUGGGAUUUCACAUCUUCAUAGCUUCAACAAACCGUGUCCUAGUGUAAAUCAAGUUGGUAUGUGGAAUUUAUCAAGAUCCGGCUGUCAAAAGGUUUUAGAUAAUCCCCGACCUCUGCAAAUAUGUUCGCUGUUUGGUGGAAAAAAGGACAAUAACGAGCAGAACAAUGAUGCUCCGUCAAAGGCAGGUCUUUUUGGAAACAUGCAAAACUUGUACGAGACGGUGAAGAAGGCACAGAAUGUGGUUCAAGUCGAGGCAGUGCGAGUACAAAAAGAGCUCGCUUUAGCAGAGUUCGAUGGUUACUGUGAAGGUGAACUAAUCAAGGUAACACUGUCUGGGAAUCAACAACCGAUACGUACCGAAAUUACUGAGGCUGCCAUGGAAUUAGGCCCAGAAAAACUCGCACUUCUGAUUACGGAGGCAUACAAGGAUGCACAUCAGAAAAGUGUACUGAGUUACCCGGCACCUAUAUUGCAUGGACUCUUCAAAAUGCUCACAGACCUGUCGGAUCCUCCAAAAACAGUGCAUUUCUAGAGUGUCUGACACGGGUGCAAUAACAUUUUAAGAGAGUCCAAGCAACAAAAGCGAGGUACUUGUGUUGGUGGAAAGUAGCUGGUAUCCCAUGAAAUUAGUUGAGGUGCCCGCAAUGUGACACAAUGAUUCUCUAUGUACACCCCAAUGUGACACGAGCCUCCGACCUAACAGUUGCACGUAGGGCACUUCACCGUCCAAGUAAUCCUCACUCAUCGUCACCUCAAACUCAUACUCUACACUCUAUUUGGUAGUAUUAGUUAGUAGUAUUUCAUGUGAUUAGGACGCCACGGGUUCAAGCCUUGGAAACAGCCUCUGGCAGAAAUGCAAGGUAAGGCUGCGUACAAUACACCCUUAUGGUAGGGCCCUUCCUCGAACCCUACGCAUAGCGUGAGCUUUAAUACACCGGACUGCCUUUUUUUAGUUAAUAGUAUUUCAUGCAGGAUCUUAUUCUCCCAUCUUUACUUGUACCUCUAUCUCUUUGUUCGCCUUGUACUUGUUACUCCGCGAUCGUUAUUUUCCAUUCUUUCAUGGUUUGAUUACUCUUCUCUUGAGUCGAGGGUCUACGAAAAACAACCUCUUUACCCAGUAAGAUUUUCUGAGUCAAGGGUCUACCAGAAACAACCUCUCCACCCGGUAAAGGUAGUUGAGAGGUAAGGUCUGUUGAGUCGAGGGUCUACUAGAAACAACCUCUCUACCCGAUAAAGGUAGUCGAGGGGUAAGGUCUACUGAGUCGAGGGUCUACCAGAAACAGCCACUCUACCCUGUAAAGGUAGUCGAGGGGUAAGGUCUGUUGUGCGGAGUGUCUAACGGGAACAACCUCUUUACCCUAUAAAGGCAGUCGAGAUAUAAGGUCUGCUGAGUCAAGGGUCUACCAGAAACAACCUUUCCGUCAAGGGGUAAGGUUAGUUGUGCCGAGGGUCUACCAGAAACAACCUCUCUACCCUGUAAAGGUAGUCGAGGGGUAAGGUCUAUUGAGUCGAGGGUCUACCAGAAACAGCCUCUCCACCCGAUAAAGGCAGUCGAGGGGUAAGGUCUGCUGAGUCAAGGGUCUACCAGAAACAUCCUCUCCACCCGAUAAAGACAGUCGAGGGGUAAGGUCUGCUGAGUCGAGGGUCUACCAGAAACAUCCUCUUCACCCGAUAAAGGCAGUCGAGGGGUAAGGUCUGCUGAGUCGAGGGUCUACCAAAAACAACCUCUCCACCCUAUAAAGGCAGUCGAGGGGGUAAGGUCUGUUGUGUCGAGGGUCUACCAGAAAUAACCUCUCCACCCUCCUCCCUGUAAAGAUAGUCGAGGGGUAAGGUCUACAUGCAUCCUACUCUUCCGAGAUCCCACUUAUGAGAUUAUAUUGAAUAUGUUGUCGUCAUUAUCAUCCUUAAUUUUUUUUCAGGCAAUGAAGGAAAGAA
This is a messenger RNA of Capsicum annuum, 2070 nucleotides long. Its product is annotated as nucleoid-associated protein At4g30620, chloroplastic. The transcript has 7 exons. NCBI's taxonomy places the organism in Eukaryota, Viridiplantae, Streptophyta, Magnoliopsida, Solanales, Solanaceae. The record is from RefSeq and is a predicted model, not a curated record. Gene Ontology annotation, molecular function: DNA binding. The coding region runs from base 110 to 667 and encodes 185 amino acids.